GAAAGAGAAGAAAGUAAGAGAGAGAGAGAGACUAUACAUACACAAAUAUGAUGUAUUUAUAUAUAUUUAAUACAUCUGUAUGACUGUAUGCACAUGAAACAGCAUGUUUUGCCGUAUAUUUUAAUGUUAGCUGAGAAGUGAAAAAAAAAUGGAAGCAAAAGUGUUGCCGGGAAAGAAGGGAGAGAGAGAUAGAGAUAGAGAGAGAGAGAGAGAGUUAGCGUUUGUUCUUCAUUGCUGUAGAAGCUGCUCAGCAAGGAGAUGAUGGCUCCGCAUAUGGAGAUGCGAGCCAGAACCUUCUCCGUACUCUUCCUUUUCCUGCUAUACAUUCUCAUUCUCUUCGUUAUUUAAUUCACUCUUUAAUUUCUACUCCGUAUUUAUCUUUCUUUUCUUCUCAAUCGACGCCUAUUGGAGAAUCAAGCAAGCUAAGUUCUCUCUCCAUGUAGCUGAAAUUAACUGUUUUGAUCAUACCCAGUACCUUCUUUUCUCGGUUCUGAACUUUGUUGGGUGCCUUUUGGUGGGUUUUACUGUUUGAUUAAGGGGAUUAUUGAAGAAUCUGAUCUGGGUUUGAUUCAGUGAAAGCUCCUUAGGGUGGCAAAGUUUUGGAUCUCUUGUUGAUUGUGAUGAAAGAUUCGAUUUUGGGAUCUGAGCUUGAUGAUUCUGGGAUCGGUUGAGUUGGGUUUAUUGGGUUGAUUCUACUAUUUGAGUCUGAUAUUCAUACUGUGUAAUUGUUGUUGCUGUUUGUGCUAUAGUUGUCAUGGAAUAGGGUGUAUAUACAAUCAGAUUAGUCUGAACCUAAUGGUUCCAAUAGCCUUUCAUAUUUAGUGAAUUUCCAGGGGGAAUUUCAUUAGGUUUUGUUUUUUGUCUUGCUCUUUUUGAACCCCAAUUUUCAUCAGAAAAUCAACACAUAAAUAACUUUGAAGAGACCCACUAUUUUUAUUGUGGGUUUGAGUUUCCAUCAUUACUUGGAUUGGGUUCCCCUUUUUUGAUACCCACUAAUUUGAUAAGUCUGUGGGAAUUGUACUCUUAAGCAAUCAAAAGUGUGUUGCUUUUCCCUCUGAGGCAGAUGUGGUGAUUAUACUUGGUGGGAUACCACUGGUCUAUGGGAAUACCUGAUAGUUCAUUACCCGAUUUGAUUGGGAAGGUUAAAUCUUGGAUUUCUUGGGGAAUCAUUUAUCCAACUUAUCUGUCUGGAGGACUUGGAAUGGAUUCGAACAUAACCUGCUGUGAAUGCAAGAUGAAAUUUACCAAAUCUUGCCUGAAGUACCACUGCCAAAUUUGCAAUCGAGCUUUUUGUGGGGACUGCUUGCAGGGUAAUCAAUCCCUGGAUGUUGUUGCAUCAGGUGGUAUGGAAAACACAAAGGAAGCUGAUAUUGGUAUCAUUUCUUGCAAAUUUUGUUCUGACCUUAGCACUUGGCAUAGAAGUGCAAGGAAGUAUAGUGAUGUAAUCCAUCCUUCUGACUCUCCCAGACAAAGCCCAGAACCUCCAUCACCAAAUUAUAGUAGUGACAGGUUUGAUGGCUAUUCUCCCAAUGCUGCAAAGAGUAGUUUUGCAUCUUUUUCAAGCAAUCCGUCCUCAGUAUUUGUUCGUCGCUCACCGAGCAGGAGUGAUGAUGAUGAAGGGGAGGACUCCACAAAUGAAUUUUUAUGCCCAUCAAGUGAUUGCUGCCAUGAUACUUCUUCAGAUAUAGAUUCAAGUAGUAUUAGCGCUAGGCAUGAACCUCACAGUUUUAAGUCAGUUGGAUCAAGUCCUAAUGACAGCCCCUCUAGGAUUCAUUUUACUUCCAAUAGAGUUGGGCAUUCUGUACAGCAAGAGCAAAUGGAGACCCAGAGAUCUCCCAAUUAUAGUUCCUUUGACCAAGAAACCUUGAAUGUUUUAAGAAGGGUUGACAAAGGAACUGAGGAUAUUGAGACCACCAAUGGCUUUGGCAAUAAUUUGUCUCUCUUUCAAAGUCAGUUUGAAAACAACGGUCUCAUAUGGUUCCCUCCUCCUCCCGAAGAUGAAUAUGAUGAAACAGAAAACAAUUUCUUUACAUAUGAUGACGAGGAUGAUGAAGUUGGAGAAUCAGGUGCAGCGUUUUCUUCCAGUGGGAGUCUUGCUAACGCAUUUUUGUUGAAGGAGAAACAGAACGGGGGUCACAAAGAGGCUAUAAGAGAUGUAGUUCAGGGCCAUUUUAGGGCUCUUGUGUCACAGUUAUUGGAAGCAGAAGGAGUAAUGUCAGGGAAAGAAGGAAGUGCUGAGGAAUGGCUCGAUAUAGUAACCACAAUAGCUUGGCAAGCUGCAAGCUUUGUGAAACCAGAUACUAGUAGAGGGGGAAGCAUGGACCCUGUUAACUAUGUGAAGGUUAAAUGCGUAGCUUCAGGAAGGCCUUGUGACAGUACAUUUAUCAGAGGGAUUGUCUGUACAAAGAAUAUCAAACACAAGCGCAUGACAUCACACUAUAAAAAUGCUCGAUUACUUCUCUUAGGAGGGGCACUUGAGUACCAAAGAGUUCCUAAUCAACUGGCUUCUUUUAACACCUUACUGCAACAGGAAAGAGAUCACCUGAAGACAAUUGUUUCAAAAAUUGAGGCUCACCGUCCAAAUGUGCUUCUUGUGGAGAAAAGUGUAUCUUCAUAUGCUCAGGAGCAUCUAUUGGCAAAAGAGAUAUCCUUGGUGUUGAAUGUUAAAAGGCCACUACUAGAGCGGAUUGCUCGGUGCACUGGUGCUUCUAUAACUCCAUCCAUUGAUAACAUAACAGCAGCAAGACUGGGCCACUGUGAACUCUUUUAUUUAGAGAGAGUGUCUGAGGAGCAUGAAGCCACCAACCAGUUAAACAAGAAACCAUCCAGAACCUUGAUGUUUUUUGAUGGCUGUAUCAGGCGUUUAGGCUGCACGGUCCUGCUUAAGGGAUGUUGUCGGGAAGAGCUAAAGAAAGUGAAGAGGGUUGUUCAAUAUGCAGUAUUUGCUGCAUAUCAUCUAUCCCUGGAAACGUCUUUCCUCACUGAUGAGGGUGCUAGUCUUCCUAAAAUGGCAAUUCCGCAUUCAAUUUCCACACUUAAAAUUGCUGAUAGAGAAUCUGCUACGCUCUCUUUGGAAGUUGGAGUGCCUGAAUCGUUGUCUCAACAUCAUCACUGUAGUGAAGAUGGAUCGAGCGAUGUUCUCCCUACCACCACGUACAAUGGGAAUUUAGCAUCAUCUGUAUCAGUUGAUGAUUUAACUUCUGGUGAAUUUAUCGAGAGCAGAUGCCACGAACGGGACAGGUCACAGGAUACUUCUUGUCAAGAGGAUGGUGAACCUGGUGAAAUUUCAGAACGCCCUACAGCUGAAAGAGUUAAUGGAAUUGAAGCUUCGACUGACUAUUAUUCAGCUGGUGACAGUCAGCAAAGCAUAUUAGUAUCCUUUUCAAGUCGCUGUGUGGUAAAUGAUACUUUAUGUGAGCGCCCUCGACUCCUACGCAUACAGUUUUAUGGCUUUUUCGAUAAGCCUCUUGGUCGAUAUCUUCAGGAUGAUCUGUUUGGUCAGGCAUCUUGUCGAUCAUGCAAGGAGCCAACUGAGGCUCAUGUCAUUUGCUAUAUUCACCAGCACGGGAACCUUACAAUUAACGUUAGGCGCAUUCCCUCAGUGAAGCUUCCUGGAGAAAAGGACAAAAAGAUAUGGAUGUGGCAUCGGUGCCUCAGGUGUGCACAAGUAGAGGGGGUCCCACCGGCGACUCGCAGGGUACUUAUGUCUGAUGCUGCUUGGGGCUUAUCGUUUGGAAAGUUUUUGGAACUUAGUUUUUCCAACCAUGCCACUGCCAACCGUGUGGCAAGUUGUGGUCAUUCUCUGCAAAGGGACUGCCUCCGAUAUUAUGGAUCAGGGAGUAUGGUUGCAAUCUUCCGCUAUUCUCCUAUUAAUAUUCUUUCAGUCCGUCUGCCUCCAUCGAUUCUUGAAUUCAGUAGUAAAGCGGAGCAGGCUUGGACAAGGAGAGAAGCUGCUGAGCUUUUGAGCAAAGCGAAGUCCUUCUACGGUGAAAUAGCAAGUGCCUUUAACAGGAUUGAGGAGAAAAGUUUGUCGAUAGGAUGUGAACUGUAUGAUACGAGUGAAUUGCAAAACUACAUGCUGGAUUUAAGAGACCUCUUAAUGAAAGAACAGGAUGAUUACAAUGACUUGCUUCAACCUACUGAAGAAGGCGUUUUGGAUAAAGAGUGGGAAGCAAUUGAUAUUCUUGAAAUUAAUCGCAUGAGGCAUUCCCUCAUAGUUGCUUCGCAUGUUUGGGAUCGUCGGCUUUAUUCAAUGGACUCCCUCCUUAACAAGAGUUCUGGUUCACUAGAGCAGGCAACUUCUACUAACCUGGAAAGGUGGAGAAGUGAUUUGAGUUUGAAGAAUGGCAUUAUCGAGCCAGUUCAUGAAGAGAAUACACUCGAACUCCCAAAAUUAGAUGCUGACCAUUCAGAAGAUUCCAUGCUGACCUCAUGUGAAGAUGAAAAAUGUCAGGAUUCAGAAAUUCAGGUGGAGAAUCCCGACAAGAAUUCAUCUUCAGAAUUUGCCCCUUGUUCUGCAGCUGUUCUCUCUGAUAAGAUAGAUUCUGCUUGGACUGGUAUAGAUCAAUCUCAAAAAACGCAGUUGCGUGCUUCGCUGCAAGAUGUACCCGAAACCGCUCCUUCCAGGCAACUAAGCCAAAUCGAGCAUUUUUCUGUAAGAAAGCUUAGGUCACCAGCAAGAGUUCAUUCCUUCGACUCUGCUAUGAGACUUCAAGAACGAAUUGGGAAAGGACUGCCACCAUCGUCGUUGUAUUUGUCAACUCUAAGGUCUUUUCACGCUUCUGGUGACUACAGGAAUAUGAUCCGAGACCCUGUUUCCACUGUUCAGAGGACUUAUUCUCAGUUAUUACCCGGUGAGGCUCAGAAGUUAUAUCCUUUACAGAGUUCAUCAACCGCUUUUAUCUCUCAUGUAUCUCUUCUGCCUGAAGGAGCCAGAUUGAUGGUUCCACAGAACGGGCAAAAUGAUGUCGUGAUUGCUAUAUAUGACAACGAGCCCACUAGCAUAAUAUCCUAUGCACUUAGUUCGAGGGAAUAUAAGGACUGGAUCAAUGAUAAGCCUAGUGUUGUGUCUGAAGGAGGGUGGAGCUUUGGCGAUGCUCACAAGGAAAAUUCGUUAGUUUCAAAGUUUUCAACUUGGCAGCCUUUCGGCUCUCUGGAUUUGGAUUAUAUCCACCAAGUAAGCUAUGGUUCAGAAGAUUCAUCUAGUACAAUUAGUUCCUUCUUUUCGGAUCCCAAAAGUUCCCCUCAUCUUAGGAUAUCUUUUGGGGAUGAAUCUUCGAACGCUGGGGGGAAAGUGAAGUUUUCCGUGACAUGCUACUUUGCUAAACAAUUCGAUACUCUUCGGAAGAAAUGCUGUCCUAAUGAACUGGACUUCAUACGUUCUUUAAGCCGAUGUAGGAGAUGGAGUGCUCAGGGAGGGAAGAGCAAUGUUUAUUUCGCUAAGUCGUUUGACGAAAGGUUCAUAAUAAAACAGAUUCAGAAGACUGAAUUAGAUUCUUUCGAAGAAUUUGGUCCUGAGUACUUCAAAUAUUUGACGGAUUCUCUCAUCUCGGGAAGUCCAACUUGCCUCGCAAAAGUUCUUGGUAUAUUUCAGGUUACAGUCAAGUACCUGAAAGGAGGUAAGGAUACGAAAAUGGAUUUGAUUGUGAUGGAGAACCUGUUUUACGGGAGAACUAUUUCGAGGGUUUAUGAUCUCAAGGGUUCUGUACGAUCCCGUUACAAUUCAGAUACAAAAGCGAACAAAGUCCUGUUAGAUUUGAACCUUUUAGAGACAUUGCAGACUAAACCGAUAUUUCUUGGAAGCAAAGCUAAGAAAUGCCUGGAGAGAGCUGUUUGGAACGACACAUCCUUUUUAGCGUCGGUUGAUGUGAUGGACUAUUCGUUGUUGGUUGGGGUGGACGAAGAGCGGAAAGAGCUCGUGUUAGGGAUCAUCGAUUUCAUGAGACAAUAUACUUGGGACAAGCACUUGGAGACGUGGGUAAAGGCGUCGGGCAUACUUGGGGGCCCGAAGAAUGCAUCUCCGACCGUCGUUUCUCCAAAACAGUACAAGAAAAGAUUCAGAAAAGCAAUGACAACAUAUUUUCUUACAGUACCUGAUCAAUGGUCAUCCUGAGAAAAGGGAUUCCAUUUGGUCUCUCUCAUUCCAUUCUUGAAGCUUCUGGUGGUAAUAAGGGCAAAACUCAAAUUUCUAUUGCACAGGAGAGAAGAAGGUUUUGUUUUGUUUUGUUUUCUUUCCAAUUGGUUCAUUUUUAGUUCUUUGUAAUGGCUAAUGGGGGCAACAAAUGCCCCUUUUGUACAAUUGUACAUUGUAAAACAUUCAUCAAAGCAUCAUCUUCUUGAAAAACCCCUUUUUUGAUUUUUA
Messenger RNA from Ipomoea nil (Japanese morning glory), 6361 nucleotides. RefSeq names its product putative 1-phosphatidylinositol-3-phosphate 5-kinase FAB1C. Lineage: Eukaryota; Viridiplantae; Streptophyta; Magnoliopsida; Solanales; Convolvulaceae. The transcript is spliced from 11 exons. Gene Ontology annotation, cellular component: endosome membrane. Gene Ontology annotation, biological process: phosphatidylinositol phosphate biosynthetic process. The record is from RefSeq and is a predicted model, not a curated record. Gene Ontology annotation, molecular function: 1-phosphatidylinositol-3-phosphate 5-kinase activity; ATP binding. Bases 1100 to 6112 code for a protein of 1670 amino acids.